Messenger RNA from Caenorhabditis angaria, 2883 nucleotides. The record is from the annotation of a GenBank genome assembly. NCBI's taxonomy places the organism in Eukaryota, Metazoa, Nematoda, Chromadorea, Rhabditida, Rhabditidae.
AUGCCGAAACGUAGUAGCGAUAAAGUGAAAAGAAAGGAAAAUGUAAAGAAGUCAGAUGAAAUCGAUUAUGAAGUUGAACGAAUUCUGGAUCAUGUCACGUAAGUUUUUCUAUUAUUUUGCUAGUUCCAAUCACAAAAAAUGACACGUGACUGAUGUGUUUAAAAUUUGCUGUUUGUAAUUGAAAAACACAACAGUUACACGUUUUCAAAAAGUCGUUUUUUUGCACUGGACGCAGCAUUUUGUUUCAAGUUGUCUUAGUCUCUGCAAAUCCAUAAAAUAAUAAUUAUUAUUCUCAUUGAUCAGAUUCGAGCAUGCUUAUAAUCAGUAUUACCACAAAAAAGAUGAACGAUAUGAGAAAAUGUUCAACGAAUCAACAGCCGACAGUCCUCGAAUUGAAACUUACAAGUACUAUUAUUUGGUAAAUAAAUUUGUAUCGAAUUCAAAUUAGAGAUUCGCUAAAUCAAUCAAAUUUUUUCUAUUUUCGAAUUUUUCAGAUCAAAUGGAGAAAUUUCGUGGAAGAAGAGUCAACAUGGGAAAGCGAAGAGAAUUGUUUAUCAAUGGAUAAUUUGAAAUACUAUAAAAAAGUGAAUGGAUUGCCAGAAAAAUGCAUCAAAAUCAGAGGAAAUGUAAAGAAUCGAAAUCUUGAUAUACAUGAAUUUGUAGUUGGAAAUAAAGAUGAUAAUGUGAAUAAAGAACCAUUUGGUUUCUAUCCAGAACACUCAACAUAUAACGAAAAUUUUGGAAUUGUACCACAUAAUACUCUUCAAGAUGAUAUGGAAUUACAAAUAUCGGUAAACUAUUUUUAAAAUUGUUGGUUCAUAACUUAAAUUUUCAGAACGAUCUCACAAUCUGGCUCAGAACCGACAACACUCAUAAAUAUGCUGUUUUUGAAUAUGACAUGUCAUUUUUGAGUUGUACGGUUGUCAACAAUGAUUCUGAAUUCGAAAAAUGGCAACAAGAAGCUCAAUUGUAUGAUAAGUCUUAUAUUUCUUCCAUUAUUCAGUAAGUAUUUACUGCACAAACUUUUGUUUAUUAUUUUUAUUAUUCUUUACAGACAUCCGAAAAUUGUGAAGAUGUUGGAUUAUUAUUACAAAUACAAACAACAUGGUGAAAAUUACAAAAUCUCAUAUUGUUAUAUUUAUGAAUGGCUUGAGGCCAGUUUAAACGAUCAAAUCUCGCAGCAAAAAAUGACUUUGGGAAGAUCGAAAAAGUUGGUUAUCUCAUUAUAUUUCCCCAAUUAAUUAUUGUUUUUUUUCCAGAAUGUUCUCAGAUAUUUUAUCGAUUCUCUCACUGUUACAUAAUUAUGGAAUUCAUCAAAGUAUUUCAGCUGCUCAUAUUUUCAAAAAUGGCGAGGAUUACAAAUUGGGCUAUUUCAAGAACUUUCAUUUUUUCAAUGAUCCAAAAGAAAUAAAUGACAAAAGAUGUUAUUCACAUGCGUAUAAACCAUUGAAAUACUAUGGAGAAUUGGAUGAAGUUUCGGCAAGAUUUUUUAAAUGUUUAUUAACAUUUUUGUUUCUAAUUAUAUCUGAAAAACUUCAUUUUCAGCUUGAUAUUUAUGCUCUCGCUGUUGUUUUAUUGGAGUCAUUAACAGGAUCAACUGUGGAAAAUAUUGAAAAUGACUCAUUGAUCAAAAGUUGUAUUGAAGAGGUACAAAUAUUUCAGGUUUUUUUUCAUCGAUGUAUAUUUUGCAGAAACUUUCAUAUCUUGAAGAGCCCGAAAAAUCGAUUAUUUCAACAAUUCUGAAUUCCAGUGAAAAUAUUCACGUGAAUAAACUUCCAAAAUAUCGAUUCUCAGCCAAAUCGUUGUUAAAACAUCCAUGGCUUUCGAAAAAUGAAUUUUCGAAUUUCACAAAGUGUUAUUUCCUCGCUUCGUAUUUUUCAUAUCCAAUUGUGGGUUUUUUUUUUGAAUUUCAUAUCCAUUUCAUUUUUUACCAGGAAGAAGUGUUGUUUUUUAAUGAGAAUGAACAAACAAAAACAGUUAUUGAUCGCAUUGUUCAAUUGUAUUUUGAAGAAACUGAUGAUGUUUAUUAUCAAGCACUUCUUAUGCCAAGUUUGAAUGAGAAAUGCUUUAUAACUUAUGUUGAAAAUUCUGAUGUUUUGUCAGAAAUUCUGAAGAAUAACAAAGAAUUCAAAUUGGUAAUUGUUCCUAUUUUACGUGCCAAUCAUCCAGAUCCUUUUAUUAAUCCAAUUAUUUCAUUGGUUUAUUUUGAAGAUGAAUUUGGAGCUGUUCCAAUUGUAAUUGAGGUAAUUUCAUAUGUUUAAUAAUUCUUUCGAAAAUCCAUAGGUUUUUUUUUGCAAUCUAGUUUUUUUCAGAGUGAACCAAUGGACGAUAUGACUAUAGCAAAAACAGUAAUUGAACAAGCUUUUCCAAUAAUGCAACGAUAUUUACCGUUUUGUGUUUUACGUUUGCCACCAGAAUUUGGAAUUAUUGAUGUUGAAUAUGGUUAUAUUGAUGAAUCGAUUGUUGACACCAAUAUCAAGCAUUCAUUUGUCAAUAAAAAAGAAAUUCAAAACGGUUAGUUAAAUUUUAAAAAUUCGAAUAAAUUGAUUUUUUAAACAGAAUUAUCAGAACCCAAUUCAACAUAUAAUAUCACUCAAAAGGUUUAUAAAUUCCCAAUUAAUACUUCAAAAGAAAACAAAUACACCGGAAAAUACAGAAUUUGCGAGUUCCUGAUGAAAUUUGGAAAAAUGAAAUACGAAAGAGAAUGUAGAUUCAAUCGAUUUGGUCCAAUCAAAAUGCAACAAGAAAGUAAUGAAAAAGAUGUGAGUUUCAGUUAAUUUUUAAAUAAAUGAGAGGAAUUGUCCCAAUACUGAAAUAUUUCUCAUUUAUGUUCUUUUAGGGCACCAUUUUAUGUUCUUUUAGGGCACCACCAAAGAUAUAUAA